AUGGACUCCGCCAAGGGUAAUAAUCUUCAAGAUAAUUAACUUGAAGGCAUACAAAUACAUAGCCAGCCAGGUGAUUCUUGGUGCAUACCUUGUAAUUGUAAUUUUCAUGGACUGACUUUUAUCUCAGAAUGAUGACUAAUGCAUCUUUGUUGACUGUGGGUGUUCUGUGAGUCAAUAGCACCACUCUCUGCUAUUGUGCGUUUGGUAGCAAGGUACUGAAGAGGUCAUACUGUACCUGACUCCAUUACGGGGUAAUUUGAUUUCUUUGUGAAGAAGACACAGCUUGUAGAUUCACUAUGGAUCACUGAAUUAGUAAAGAAGCUCUCGCAAGAGACUCACUUUGACCACACUGUCUAGUUGGAGUCCCCAAACCCUGGAUAAAUGUAUUAGUUGUGCCACAUACUGUAUAUAGAGAUCGAGAAAUCGAUUGAUGGAUAAUUUUCAAAAUGUUCAUUCGUCUAACAACUGAUCUAAUAUCUUGUCUGUGCACUGUAUGGCUGUAUUACAAUGUAUUUAUUAUUAGAACUCCUCUAAUAAAUCACACAUUUUGUGUAGAUGUGCUUUCCAUAAACAAGCACACAGACAUACAUAGACUGUUGCCUGAUUCACACUAUAUUUUCUUUUCACAUCGUCCUGACCAGCACGGUUCCAGCAACUAUGGUGGAUGGUUAACCAGCCCACAGCCUAGUACAGCUCAUCUUAUCUCAGUAGUGUGAAAUAAGUAUCUGGGCAUACAGUAUCUAAUGGCUACGUUUCUGUCCUUGUUCCAGGAAAACACUACCGCAAGUCCUGCGCCUCGUCUGGUGCCUGCCUCAUCGCCUCCUCUGGCUACCAGCAGUUCUGCACGGGGAAACUCAACUCGGUGUGCAUCAGCUGCUGCAACACACCCCUCUGUAAUGGACCCCGUCAGAAGAAACAGAGUUCCAGAAACAGAGUUCCCUCUGCCACCUCGUCCCUAAUCCCACUACACAGCCUCUCCCUCCUUUUUAUUCCCUUCCUACUGCACCCAUCCUCCAUAUUCUGCUGA
Molecule: messenger RNA, 1027 nt
Organism: Coregonus sp. 'balchen'
Lineage: Eukaryota; Metazoa; Chordata; Actinopteri; Salmoniformes; Salmonidae
Source: the annotation of a GenBank genome assembly